UUGGUAGUUUGGAAAGUUGUUACUCGAUUUUAUUCAGUCGCAACCACAGACACCAAUACGUUGUCAUCAAUAACCUCUCCCCACAAGGCACUAUACUAGAUCCUCUCAUAUAUAUAUGCAAACAAGCCUGAAUGGUCCCCAGGACUAUAUACAGUAUACUGUAUAUAUUUAUACAGUAUAUUCAAUUACCAUCAUGUUAGCUGGAGACUUAAACUUUAGGACACAAUCUAGAUGUGUCCUAAAGUUAAGUCUCUGCUCCUGUUAAAAUUGACACAUGACACUUCUAUGUUCAUUGCAUAUACAUAUGUGAGAGCCAGUGAGCAUCAAGAUCUGAUUUUUCUGUGCAAUGUAAAAUGGGCAGUAUGGACAAUGAGUGUGGUUAAGGAGCUACAGUUUCAGGAACUGCCAACAGGAGAGCAGUUGGUGACGCCAUUUGGUAUAUUUAGAGUUCGGAAUGGCAUUGCAAUUGGCAGAUGUUGUGAAGUUUAUGAUGGUGAAGACUGUGUUACUGGAGAGGCGGUGGCAUUGAAGGUGUUUCGUCGCUAUCAGCAAUAUAGAGGAGCACUCCAGCGUGAACUCUUCUUCCUCCAUACCUUGAAUGCCUCAGGGGCUCCGAUUGUCAAACACAUUGGAGAAUUGGAGUGGGAAGGAAGGGAUGUGCUGGUGCAGGAGCUGUUGAGCCUCACUGUACGGGAUAUAUUGUUGUGCCAGGAAGGUGGCGCGUGCUCCCCAUGGUUUGUCAUUACACUUACUACUCACAUCCUCAAGGGUCUGAAGCAUCUGCAUGAUAAUGGUGUUGUUCAUGCAGAUCUAAAGCCACCUAACAUCUUAUGGGAUGCUCGCACUGCUACCUUCAAACUUGUAGACUUUGGAGUGAGCUUUACUACUUCAGAACAGUUUCUUCAUGCAGUACAAAGCAAAGGUUACCAGGCUCCAGAAUGUGUAAAGUGGAAUAGAAGAGUAUCAGAUCCAAUAGGAACUACAUUGCAGGUAAAGCGACCAGGACCACCUGCAGACAUUUGGAGUGCUGGCUGUAUCAUUGUUGAGUCAUUGACCGGGAUUCGGUUAUUUUCUGAUUCAUUGAAAUUUGAGGAUGUUGAUGGAAGAUUAAAGUCUGCCUUAUCAACUGUAUGCAAGAGUUAUCCACUGACCUUCCUAAAGGAGACGUACAACUUCAUCACCAGAUGCUUACAGAUAAUUCCAGAGGAAAGAGCUAAUGCUUGGGAUUUACUGUGUGACCCAUGGUUGAUGUAUCACUGUCGCCCAUCAUACAGUGACCUCAUGAUCCUUCCAACAGCUGUACUUCGUAUUCUCAAUGUGACAGAUGCUAGUUCCUCUGACUGUGCAGAUGUUGAAAAAUCGCUAUUGAACUUGUGUAAGAAAUAUGGUGAUGUGACCGGCUACCACUUGGAACUAGUGACUGGUAAUUUUUACGUUCGGUACGAAACUGCAUCAUUGGCAGAAAUAGCAUUGCAACAGAUGACAGAAAUGGUGUUCAGUGAUCGAACAUUAAUUGUUACUUUUUAUCCUCUUAUCUCUUGGGAGAAUGAGGAAUUUUAUUAGUUUUAUGUUAUCACAUCUUUCCUCAUAAGAAUAAUAAUCUAAUACAGUAAUAUAUUUACACUAGUCUGCAUUAGUACAAAUUAAAUUAAUGUAUAUAUUUUAAUAAAUGUAUUUUUAUCCGCUUCAAAGUGGGAAAGAUAUAUGUACAGUAUAUCCAUGUGACAAAGGGGUCAUGCUGAUGGUUUAACAAAACAAAACUAAGCCUAGUAGAGAAAGACAAAGGUAAACCCUUGAAUGCAUGAUAGUUUGAAUUUUUGAAUUUUCUGUACUACAGCAUAUUAAUAUUAUUAUACUUAAACAAAUCUUGUAAAUUUGAAAGUCAUAUUUAAAAUCUUUCUGAUCUUUCUGAUUAACAAUGCAAAAACUAAAAUGUAAAAAAAAAAAAUCUAAAACACUGAGAAUCUCAGUCUCUUUUGUGUCUGGGAGUACGGAUGAGAGAGUGAGUGAGUGAGUCCCAUAAUCUAUGCUUGGAAAAUACUUCACAGUAAAGUUUUUAAUCUGCAACAGCUUACUGGAAUGAAAAGUAUGGAUGCCAUGAACUUCACCCAUGAAUACUGUACUAUGUCAACAUUCGAGGUCCAUGACUUCAUACAUGUCAGGAAAUACAGUAGACUCCCA
This is a messenger RNA of Procambarus clarkii (red swamp crayfish), 2181 nucleotides long. RefSeq names its product serine/threonine-protein kinase Kist. Gene Ontology annotation, molecular function: ribonucleoprotein complex binding; nucleic acid binding; ATP binding. Gene Ontology annotation, biological process: peptidyl-serine phosphorylation; regulation of protein export from nucleus; positive regulation of translational initiation. Gene Ontology annotation, cellular component: neuronal ribonucleoprotein granule; nucleus. The record is from RefSeq and is a predicted model, not a curated record. NCBI's taxonomy places the organism in Eukaryota, Metazoa, Arthropoda, Malacostraca, Decapoda, Cambaridae.